AUGCAAUUUGACCCUUCGCAACACAUACCCGUCUCGCUCCCUCAAAAACCGUCUCUAAAACGUGCAUAUUCACCAGACAACGCUUCCUUGUCUUCCCCGCAAAUACCCUCUUCAUCCGGCCCUCCUACCAAGCUCCCGAAGGGCAACCCAUCGAAUACUCAAAUGCGCUCCGCCUCCUCUUCGGCGAGACAGUCUCCCGCCUAUCGCAACUCCAGGCUUCAUCGCACAGGCGGUCCUUCUUACAGAAAGCCGAAGGAAGACAGACUUGCUUCGCUCUACGCACUUCCCCAGCCGGACGACCCCAUUCACGACCUAGCUUACCUCCAACGGGAAUAUGAUACGACAAGUCUCAAAGAAGCAUGGAAGCUGAAUCCAAAGUCCCCCAUCUCUAAUUACUGCAAUGAUAUUGGCGUUCGUGCACCAAAAUAUGAGACCAAAGAGGUUCUCAUCGAUGGAAAGCUGGGUUUCAGAACGACAGUCGAAAUAGAAGGGACGCCCCAAAUUAUCGGGACCGGGGACUCAACGAACAAAAAAGACUCCGUAUUUCUUUCGUCCUCGUCAGCACUCUUUCAGCUUCACAGUCUCGGUCUGUUGACGGGUGCUAAAAAGGCGGGUGCUCAGAAGUCACAACAACAGGGCAAGGGUGCCGCCCCGCCCUCAACACUAUCCGACGGUACUGUGAUCGACUACGAACGGGCUCGCCAAUUCAUGGAAUACUAUUGUCGCCGCUAUAGUUUCGGCAAACCCGAUGUCGUAUACAACGAGAUCAAGGCACGCAAGCACAACUCGACCUGGGAAGCCAUCAUGCACGUUGGUGGCCGUCGUAUUGGGAUCGGUACCGGAAUCAACAAGAAGAAUGCGCAAACGAACUGUUAUAUCGACGUCACCCAAUAUCUCGAGAGCUGCGAUACCGACUUAUGGAAGGACUUCCUGGAUGCCUCGGCAUCUGGCAAGGAUCUCGGAAUGGCUCCCAAGGUUCUCUUUCAGAUGAGCGACGGACUCGAGGACGAGGUUCGUGAUCUGUGCAUUGACAUUCGCAAGAGCGCGCUCUAUCAGAACCGGCCAGCCUCCGCCGUCGAUGCAUCCAGUGCGACUUCAAACGCUCGACCUCCCGUCUACCGUGCGCCUGCUCAUCCCUCUUAUGUCGCGGACAAAUCGAAACGGUUAUUGGAUCAAAGGCAAGCGUACCUGACCAACCCGCAGAUGGAAAAGAUGCGCUCCACUCGCUCCACUCUACCUGUCUAUACCCGUUCUCAAGACGUACUGGACCACGUUCGCGACCACGAAGUUACCAUCCUCAUGGCUGCGACUGGUUCAGGAAAGACGACCCAAAUCCCACAACUCAUUCUCGACCAUGCCAUCGAGCGCGGCGAAGGUGCCAAAUGUAACAUCGUUUGCACUCAGCCGCGUCGUAUUGCCGCUAUCAGCGUCGCCGAUCGUGUAGCCAAGGAACGGGGAGAGCAAGUUGGUCGAGGGUCUGUCGGUUAUACCGUCCGAUUCGAACAUAAACCCCCGGAGGAGCAUGGCUCCAUCACGUUCUGCACGACCGGUAUCUUCCUCAAACGUAUGCAGACCGCUUUGCAAGAAGGAUCGUCGCAGGGGGGGCCCAGUAUGGACGACGUGACGCAUGUCAUUGUGGACGAGGUUCACGAGCGAGACGUCGACACAGAUCUCUUACUCGUCGUCCUCAAGCGACUUUUGGCAGAUCGCAAGGCGAGGGGAAAGCCUAUCAAGGUGAUCCUGAUGAGCGCUACCAUCGACCCCACUCUCUUCCAGCAAUACUUCCCCGACGAGAAGGGCAUUCCGGCCGCUGUCAUCGAGGUCCCAGGGCGAUCGUUCCCCGUCGAGAAGCACUUCCUCGAUGAUUUCUUGCGAGAACUUCCCCGAGACUCUUGGGCUUUCAAAGAACGCUCCGUGAUGCAGUAUCUCGAGCAGGAGUUACCUUCAACUUCGGGGCCCCGAAUGGGCGGUGCACAGAGCGAUUCUGAGAACGACAAUCGUCCCGAGAGAGAAUUGGAGAUGCCGCAUCCUCUCAUCGCUCUCACAAUCGCGCACGUGAUGCGGAAGACUGACGACGGACACGUUCUCGUUUUCCUACCUGGUUGGGAAGAUAUCUCAGCUUUGAACCGCAUGCUCCAAGAAAGGCCGCUCGGACUUCCCUUUAACGACAAAAGCAAAUACUCUAUCCACCUUCUCCAUUCCACCGUCCCCGUAGCUGAACAGCAGGUCAUCUUCGAGCCACCCCCGGCCGGUGUCAGACGAAUCAUCCUUGCCACCAAUAUCGCGGAGACAUCGGUCACCAUUCCCGAUGUCGUAUACGUCGUCGACAGCGCGAAGGUCAAAGAGCAACGCUACGAUCCUCAACGCCACAUGUCGUCUCUCGUCUCUGCCUGGGUCGGUAGCUCUAAUCUCAAUCAACGAGCCGGCCGUGCGGGUCGACACAGACCCGGAGAGUACUAUGGAAUCUUGAGCCGGAAGAGGGCGAAUGAGCUCGCUCCUCACCAGUUGGUCGAGAUGAAGCGGGUGGACCUGACGAACGUCGUCAUGCACGUCAAGGCGCUUGACUUCCCUGGCAUGGCCGUCGAAGAGGUUCUAGCCGCAACCAUCGAACCACCUUCGGCAGAACAGGUAGACGCCGCCAUGAACGAUCUCAAGAUCGUCGGUGCCAUCGACUCUCUACAGAACCUUACACCACUUGGGCGCGUCCUUCUUCAGAUCCCUGUCGAAGUGCAAGUCGGUCGGCUUGUCUUGUACGGCAGCUUCUUCCGUUGUCUCGACCAAGCAUUGACGCUGGCGGCCAUCUUGACGAACCGUGAUCCAUUCGUCUCUCCUAUGCAUCUCAAGCAGGAAGCCUCGGCCGUGAAAGCAUCCUGGACUCCGCAAGAGUUCCGCUCUGAUACUUUCGCGGCUCUGCAAGCUUACAAUCAAUGGUGGGCGAUGCAGAGUAGGGGGGAUUACCACUCUGCCAAUCGCUUCUGCUCAGACAACUUCCUGUCGAAACCUACUCUCCUCAUGGUCGACAAAAUCAAGAAACAUUUACUGGACGCACUCAUUCGUGCCGGUGUUGUCGAUGUCUCUGCGGGCGGCCAGGUUGAUCGAUGGAACAUGGGAAGGGGAAAUCAGAUUCAGGUGCCGCCAGAGUUGAAUGUGAACGGCGAGUCGCAGCCUCUGUUGGCUGCACUGAUCGCUGUGGCCACGCAGCCCAAGUAUGCGAUACAAACUGGCGAGAGGUCUUUCCGUACACAACAGGAUAAGAUGGUGUUCAUCCAUCCUUCCAGCGUCAACGCUCGCAAGAGAGGGUCAACUCACACAGAGGGUCCCAUCACAAGCAAACAAAUCAUUGCCUUCGCUGAGAAACGCCAGAACAUCUCGGCAGGCGGAGCUAGUGCUCAGAAUGCUCAGACAUCGCUUGUUACGACGACCCUCCUGGACCCUAUGACUUACGUCCUGUUCGGUGCAUAUCGCAUCGAAGUCACCGAGCGCGGGUUGGAGUGCGACGACUGGCUGCCCAUCAUCGGCAAUGUUUACGCGUUGGAUGAUAUUCAGCGGCUGAAGACGAUGAUGGAAGCCUGCUUGUCUCGUGUCUUCCAGGGUCUCGUCAUGAAGAACCGUAGGCAACCACGCAAUAUCGCUCCGGUGACAUCUCGGGAAGAGGAGGAAUCGGGAGACGAGGACGAUGACACCCAGAGGGACUUGUCGCUUUCGGAUGUGGAGGUCAGGCAGUUGGACUUCUUGACGCGGGAUAUUGUUAGGAUAUUGAACCGAUACGCUGAGGAACGGAUUGCCACACAGUCGAGGAACAGCUCUAGACCUGUCACGCCCAUGGGUUCACCGUCAUUCGGAGGACAGGCUCGUUUGCCGCAGCUGAAUACGCUCUCGGGGACUUCGUCGCCGUACGGGGGUCCUCGCUCUGCCUUCAGCUCGCGGCCGAGCACACCCAGUCGGCUCUCCACGAGGCUCGGUUAA
Messenger RNA from Stereum hirsutum FP-91666 SS1, 3966 nucleotides. Its product is annotated as P-loop containing nucleoside triphosphate hydrolase protein. Gene Ontology annotation, molecular function: ATP binding; RNA binding. Bases 1 to 3966 code for a protein of 1321 amino acids. Lineage: Eukaryota; Fungi; Basidiomycota; Agaricomycetes; Russulales; Stereaceae. The transcript is spliced from 4 exons. The record is from RefSeq and is a predicted model, not a curated record. Gene Ontology annotation, cellular component: intracellular anatomical structure.